AUGACAUCAUUUCCGCGCGACAUUCAACAAAAGCGUUGAGCUCGCUCUGUAGUAAACAGCUUUCUGUAGAAGCAGCGCUGUUCAUCUUGAAAAUGCUCAAAAAGAAGUCCAGUAGCACUGAGAAGAAACGGAAACACUCGCAGCCUGAAGACCGACACGACAACAAACGCAGGAGUGCGGAGUCCAACUGUGAGGGCUCCAAGGAUGAGCUGGCCGACGCGGAGCUGGACAGGAUUGGCAGCGACAUCGAGGAAGGCGGACUGGAUCUCAGCCUGCCCUUCCAGCCCAUCACUGCUUAUGUGACGGACAAGAGGGAGAUGCUGCAGCAGUGUCUGCAUGUGCUGGGGGAGAAGAAGCUCCGCAAAAUGCUGCCUGAUGAACUCAAGGACUGUAGUUUAGAGGAAAUCAAGCAGGUGUGCUGGGAGCAGCUGGAGCCCAUCUCAGACACAACCCUCACACAGAUCUUAGCAGGGGAAGAACUGACAUCUGGACACGGAGACGCUCACACAGCGGAGAGCCUGGAGAGCCAGCAAGACAAUAAUGUGGACUCUACAUCUUGCCUCAAAGAAACUGCAAAGACUGAGGACCCUAAGCAAGAGGCUGGCGCUUCAGGCGAGGAGAGUGACGUGCUCAGUAUAAACGCAGACACUUACGAUAGUGACAUAGAAGGACCUAAAGAGGAGCAGACUAAAGCUGUGGGGGGGGCCGUGAAGGCAGCAGACAGCAGCAGGGCAGGCGCUGCUGUGCCCCCUGAACCCCCCGCCACCUCGCCACCAGCAGAAGCAAAGAAAGACCUCCAAAGUGACAUCGACAGAAGCGUCAGUGAGAUUUUAGCCUUUUCCUCCUCUUCCUCGAUCAAAGAGGAAGCUAAAGAGCAGAGUGUUCCUCCGCAGUCCCCAGAUGUUAGUUCACCUGUUCUUCAGGGCGGAGCGGUGUCUGCUCGUUCACCUGCAGGAUGUCCUCCGUCCAUCCAGCAGCUGGAGCUCCUGGAGCUGGAGAUGAGGGCGAGGGCCAUCAAGGCCCUGAUGAAAGCAAGUGAUGGGAAAAAGUCUUGUGUGACAAAAAAUGUGUAACGUGUUGUUGGCUCAACGAUUUCUCUUCUGAUUCAUUGUCCCGUGUACCGUUCAAACUGCUGUGAUGUUACUCCAUAUUGGAAUGAUGCUACAGACCAUUUAAUGCAGAAUUAAACACGAGUCCUGCACCGACGGAGGUGUUUCUGUGUCUGGACACUAGAGGGCAGUGUUGACCUGCAGGACACGGUGCUGUGAUGUGCAGAGCAAGAGGGUUUACACAGAGCGCCAGUGUUCCUGCUCAUUAUGUUCUUUAGUUACAGUAAAGGUUGCUCAAUGUUCCACGAUGUGAGAGUAUCAGAAAGUAGAUCCAGCAGUGACACACCUGUGGUGUUGUCUUCACUCAACACCUUCAGGCUGACGUAUGCAUAGUGUUCUGGUUUCUAACAGGUUAAAGACCACAACAAAUGGUUCCCAUGUCAUUACAGUGAACUAAAUGUAAGAUAGUUAGAGCAGCUGUCCAGUUAGAACCUGCCACCUUCAUCCACCAGAGGAACUCUAGAUGUCAGCUUCCUGUUCGUCUGCGUAGCGGCUGAAUUAAUGGCUUCCUCUCACCUAAUAUUGUAGCUGUAAUUUAUUUCUGUAGCUGCUUUGUUCCUGAUAAACUGUAAGGCUGCGCUAUGUGUGCAAUUACAUGCAGAUGCAGAGCGAAACAGCUCUCCCCAGAGAGACAAUAAAACGUAUGAUAAGAAGCCAGUUGCCUCCUGGGUAUUUGCAUUUAAAAGGAUUGUUUCACGGGAGGAGGAGGGUGGAGGGUGAGAUGUGUCUCUGUGCAUGUGCAGGUAUCUUUGUACUCGUGAUGAUUUGAAGAGGGAAAUGUCUCCUUUAGUGAGAUUCUAAAGUGCUCGUAGUGUCUAUGAUUGGUGAGUAUUUAUCUGUCACUUUGCUGCUAUUAGAAUACCAAUUAUGAUUUGGUACGAGCAGAUAAAUGGCUUUUUAUGCAGACACCAAAAUGAGCAGUGUGGACUGAUGGAGGUGAGAUGAUACGCUUUUGUUGAGAGAGUACUUUUUAGAUUUCCAGAUGAACCUUGUGAUCUGUGUUUAAAUAUUGAAGCAGAUGCUUCUGACUGGUGCCAUUAUGAAAGUCAAAAAAACAAGGUUAGUGCGAAAGGUUUGUGCUCAAACUGGGUCAUGUGUUGAAUAGCCUCACCUGUCACUUCCUCCGUGUUGGAGCCUCUUACUGCACGAGGUUUAUGAUGACCUUUUUUUAUAUAUGUAUUCCUCAGAACUUUAGAUUCUCCUCAGGAAGAAACAGAUCGUGAUGUAAAUCCUCUGUUUGUUAGAGGUGCACAUGUUGCAUAAUAACCUCUGCUUUCACCUGCCAUACUGCAAAGCGUUCUCAUCCUUACAUGUGCAGUGGAAGAUGUUUGUACAUGUGCGGAGUUAAAACAUAGUAAUUGUUGCUCUAACUUCUAAAAUGAAUCCCAGAAGCACAUUUCAGGGAGAACUCUUGAGUGUUGAGAGGUUCUCAGACGAUGAACCCUCUUGCUUUUCACAAACAGGCUUAAAUUUCCACGUGGACGGACCGAGCUAAACAUGCUACAUGCUAACUGUAGUAUCCUGGCACAGUGACGUUAGCGUAACACAGGUGUGUGUGUGUGUGUAAAGUACAACAUUACAGCUCAGCUCCACAUUACCUCACAAGCUGCUGAGAUGUGACGGCAGCUGUCUGUCAGAUCUGUAGUAAUCUGAACCCUGAGCCUCGUGGCUUCACUUUGCUUCAUUUGUAUUUCUGGCUCACACUCGGUCCACUUCCCUCCCUGAUGUUGGUUUUUUUGGAGCGUCUGUAUACAUGUUUUCUUUCUUGUGUUUCAGUGUUUGCAGUACUUUUCUCUUAAUGUUUGUGCUCGGUGUGUUGUGUUGUGUUCUUAGUAGCCACAGGGAAUUGUAAAAUGAAUAUCAAGCAUUGUUAGUGAAAGAAGCAGAAGCUGUCAGUCCCGUAUGAAACUGUAGAUGUGAGUGUGGCGCCACAGAAACACCGCAGGGACGGAAGGAGAUUGAAAAAUGUUGUCUUUUUUUUUUUCUUUUUUCUUUUAGAGAACACAUCCUGUUUGCAUAAAUAAAGCAAAUCUCUUCAACUGUC
Molecule: messenger RNA, 3153 nt
Organism: Cottoperca gobio
Lineage: Eukaryota; Metazoa; Chordata; Actinopteri; Perciformes; Bovichtidae
Gene: caap1
Product: caspase activity and apoptosis inhibitor 1
Exons: 6
Coding region: 93-1073 (326 amino acids)
Biological process (GO): regulation of apoptotic process
Source: RefSeq, a predicted model, not a curated record